Molecule: messenger RNA, 2859 nt
Organism: Paraphaeosphaeria sporulosa
Lineage: Eukaryota; Fungi; Ascomycota; Dothideomycetes; Pleosporales; Didymosphaeriaceae
Exons: 4
Coding region: 1-2859 (952 amino acids)
Source: RefSeq, a predicted model, not a curated record
AUGUCUUUCCCGCAGCAGGAGACGCCCACCGGCUCGCGAAAGCGCGCCCGUGACGAGGCCAGCGAGCCGGGCGACGAGGAGCUCGACCAUCAUAUUCUCAAGUACCAAGCCGCAUGCUCUCCACCAUCUUACUAUCGCUCUGGCGGCGUCAGCAUUGGCAGCAAUUCAGCGGCCGCUCAGGGCAAGUGGCGCAUCCCCCCGGUCCCUCAGUCCGCCCACACAGGCUUCGCGAACUUCAUAUCCUCCUUCCCCAACACCAUUCAACCUGCCCAGUUAGGUCACGGUGAGCGGCAGCAGAUCUACGGCAGCGCGCAGCACAAAUAUCACGUAUCCCAGCAGCUGACCAUCCUCACCCAUUUCCAAAUCGGCCUCCCUCUAGCGAGUGGAGGACAUCCAGCACAUACGGCAUUCGGUUCCAAUGGCCUACCUCCUGUCCAGCAACAAAAGUACCAGGCUAGCAAUUUAGUUCCGAACCAGCCAUACCAGCAGGCGCUACCAAACCAGGCCUCGACUCCAGCCCAGCCUCAGAUGUAUCAACCUACAAGAGCAGAGGCAGACUGGUAUAACACAGCGUCACACCAGCUUGCCCACCCGAUCUCUUACGUACCCCGCAUACCCUACCGCUAUGCUAUGAAACGCAGUGAUUGUAAUACACUGCUCUUCCCGUACGAUGUCUUGAACCUUCGACACCUUGAGCCUAAAGAGCGAUACAUUGCGUACGCCAGGUAUAGCAAUGCCCUCAAAGCCAUUUAUGGCCAGGCCCCGGUUAGACUAGAGACGAAAGUUGCUUUCCAACAGUGGUUGACGAACGAGUCACGCGUCCUACGGGACAACGAAGGCCUAAACUACCAAUACCGUCAGGAGCAAGGGGAUUUAGUAGCGUGGAAGCAGGCUCGCACUCAUGAGUACAGUCUUGCACAGUUAGGCCUGAGCCAUGCCAAUGUCCCCAUCACUAUCGCUGACCCUCAACUUAUGGGUCACCAAUUGUCAUAUGCUCAAUGCGUCCCUCUUCCCUCGCAAGUCCCACCGGGAGCCGAUCCUGGCACUUCCCCAAACAUCAUCAUGCCAAAUGUCAACAAAGUCUCAUACCAAGCUGCAGCUGGUCCUGAAAACAGGUACUCAUCUCCUGAACCAUCUCGAGGCAAAGCCAGGCAGGAGUUGGCGCCUCCAAAUACCGAUUACAGUCCUCCAGCGGCAGCAGGCGCCAAUCAGCAAUCUGCAACCUCACGCGGCACCCUGCCCAAUGGUUCGCCUGCUUCCAUGGGCUACCAGACAUCGACAGCAGCUCUGCCUACCACAGUCACACCCGAGCAGCGACAGCAGUCAUCGGUCCAGAACCACGAGCAAGGCGGAUCCGCCUACGGGAUCACAUCGUCUACUCCAAUUGUGAUCGACGACGAUGAGCCAGAUCAACUCACUUCUAGCUACGCUCAAUAUUCAAUGAUCCUGAAUGCAGCAAUAAAGCGACGUCGCUCAGAUGAGCAAGGUAGAGUGGCCAAGGUUGCUCGAACCGCCUCGUACACCAAGCCGAUCGACCUCACCAACGAUAGCGACGAGGCUGCGACCUCACCUUCACUUCAUGCACCGUCUGCUGCACCUGAAGCUUCAUCUAUCGCGUCAAUUGCUCUUGCUCCAGUUCGCCAGACCUUUGCGAAUUCUGAGAACAUGAAGGAGUUUGAGUCGUUCAAGAGAGUCUGGGACCAGGAGAAGCAGCAGGUAAUUAGCGUUGGGAAACGUAUUAAUAGCCUUCCUGAGACGCUCCGCAAUCGCGUUACCAAUCGCGAGUUCGAUCACAAGGACGCCUGGCUGGCCUUCACUGCAAAACUUCAGACAGAAGAGCGAACGAGACGCAAAAUCGAAAGUGCUAGGCGUGAUAAGCAGGAGAGGGAUGAGAAGCGGAUUGCACAGCAAGAAAGGGACGCUCAGAUUAAGAAGGACGAGAAAGCGAAAACAAAAGCAGAGAAAGAGCGUCAGAAGCGGAAGGAAGCUGAACAGAAAGCACGACAAGAGCAGCGCCGCUUGCAACGCGAGGCGAAGCACAAGGAGGAAGAAGAAAGGGCUGCACAAGCUCAAAAGGAGCAAGAAGAGCGUAAGGCUUCUGCCAAAGAGAAAGAGACACGAGAAUUGGCUGAGCUUUUGGAAUCGGGUCUCGACGACGAGACCCAGGAUGUAGUCUCUUCGAACGGUCAUUCCACCGAAGUCAUCUCUGUUGGCGACGAUGAGCCUGGAGAGCAGGGCAGUCUUGCCAGUGACGAUAAAAUGAGUGAGCAGGGAACCUCGGUCUAUCUACACGGCACCUCAACAGAGACCACUUCUCGUGGUGAUGAAUACGAGGCCGACCUAGACUCGCUGUUUGAGGAAGAGGACAAUAUCGAGCUUGAAAGUCUUUUCGAUGAGGAAGAGGGUGGUGUUAAUACGCCUGGUACCUCCCUUGAAGACGACGAAAUGACUUCAGCGAUAGCCGCCGCCGGGACCUCCGAAACAGUGGGCUUGAAAAAAUCGAGGACUGGUUUGUCAACCGAGCAGGAGUCUGUCCAGGACGAGUAUUCCGACACUGAGAUCCCCAUCAAAGAGGUCUUGGAAGAGCCAAUCGCAGAAGACCGCGAUGGCGAAGAGGACGACAGUGAUGACGAAGAGGAAGACCCGGAGAUGAUGGGCAUCAAAGCCCAGUUGCGAGCUCUGGACGAAGAGAUCGCAAGAAUUGCCAUCCACCUCUCGUCAGCCAAUAAAAUGUUUAAGGCCAGAGCUCAGAAGACGAUCGACAGCCUGCUCGAGAAAAAGCGCUCUUUAGAAAACGAGAUCGCCAGGCUUAUGGAGAACAAGAAGAUGGCCCAAGUCGAGGACGAAGGCGGAUUGUAA